AUGAUUCCUUUCUUCCAGCGGGCUCGGGGAGAUCCUUGGCAGCGGAUUGGGCUUGCAUCUACAUUUCCCGAUCUGAGCCUGGAUAAAGACUGCUCCAAAAUCACACCGAGUUGCAAAGCAUUCCGCAUUCCCAAGGCAGAUGGGUUCUCCAGUUCAGAUGGCCCGGAAGAAGCAGAAGUCGAAGCGCCUGGGGACCUGAAGGACCAGGUUCUUGUGUUUCAAUACAAAGGGAAAUUCCACGCUGUUGAUCAUUCAUGCCCACAUUCAUCUUUCCCGCUUUCACAGGCUAGUAUCUUCGACAUUGAGGAUUUCGGCAUCACCCUGAGUGCCGGGUUGACAUGUCCAAAGCACGGGUGGUCCUUUGAUCUCUUCUCUGGACAGGGAGAUCGCGGCAACUACAAACUUAAGAUUUGGGAGGUUGAACUACGGGACCCGUCGGUAUCGAGCGAUCAGGCCUUGGAAGGUGACAAGGAGGUAUGGGUGAGGCGAAAGCAGCGGAUUGGCUGA
This is a messenger RNA of Penicillium cataractarum, 507 nucleotides long. Its product is annotated as Rieske (2Fe-2S) protein. Gene Ontology annotation, molecular function: 2 iron, 2 sulfur cluster binding. Lineage: Eukaryota; Fungi; Ascomycota; Eurotiomycetes; Eurotiales; Aspergillaceae. The coding region runs from base 1 to 507 and encodes 168 amino acids. The record is from RefSeq and is a predicted model, not a curated record. The transcript is spliced from 2 exons.